Penaeus vannamei (Pacific white shrimp) is the source of this 1994-nucleotide messenger RNA. RefSeq names its product dual oxidase maturation factor 1. The record is from RefSeq and is a predicted model, not a curated record. NCBI's taxonomy places the organism in Eukaryota, Metazoa, Arthropoda, Malacostraca, Decapoda, Penaeidae. Gene Ontology annotation, biological process: protein transport. Gene Ontology annotation, cellular component: endoplasmic reticulum membrane.
UGUAAACAAAUGGACUCAACGUUUUACAUCAAUAUUCCUUGACUUUGACCCUCAUUCUCCUCCAGCUGGAUUAGAUUUGAGGCCGACGGAGAGGAUGGCCGGCCGGUCGAACAGCAGCGCGACGCCCCUCCAGCGCCCCUGGUGGUGGUUCUCGAUGGGGCGCGAGGGGGGCGGACCCACCUACUACGGCAGCGCUGGUCCGUGCCCCUCGAUCGUGUGGAACGCCGACGUCAUCUACUGCGUGUGUUUCUUCUCGGUUCCGGUGGUGACCUUCUUCCUGCUGCUCCCGUCGUUCAGGCAGAGGCACUGGGUGUCCUUCCUCGUGAUGGUGCUGAGUUUGCUGUCAGGUUUCUUCAUGACGUGCGCCUUCCACUCCUCCUCGUGGCUGGUGGGGGAAGUGGAGGUGGAGGCGAGCAACGGCCCCGCCCAGCCUCCGACUAGAGGGUCGCUGGGGCUGUGGGCGGGGCUGUGGCACGCCAACCUCACGUACGAGUCGUCCAGCCUCUCCCUCAACGAGCAAGUGACCUGGACGAAGCGCCAGGACAUGAUCCAGGCCCGGCGACUGGCGCUGGAAAAGGGCUGGCUGUGGCCCCUGGUGAGCCUGGUGUCCGAGCUGAGCGGCGAAGGGCGGGCGUGGAGGGGAGACCUCGGGGACGGGAUGAGGUACGCCGGGACGUUCAGCGGCUGCGUCAUGGUAGCGUCCAUGUACAUGUGGGUGGUGUGCGUGGUCCUCCUCAGCAUAGCUCCUGAGUUGACUGCACGAUCCCUGAUGCUGAUGGGAUGCCUGCAGGCGGUCGCGUCCUUCGGCUACGUGCUGUUAUUGUGGAUCCAUGUGCCAAAUAGUAUUACCGUGAGCGGGUCGAAGAUGCAUCUGCACCUCGGAUGGGCUUGGUGGUCCGUGUGCGUGAUGGGCGUUUUGUUGGUUACUUUUGGUGUCGCGUUGCUCCUCUAUGACUUCAGGUAUCCGAAGCAGCUCUAUACCAUUUUUGAACUGUAUGCCGACACCCCCUAUCACCGCCUCUUUCAGGAAAACCUCAAGUGUUCCUUAGAAUUUGAGUCGGAGGACGAAGAGUUCAAAAAGGUGUACCCACCAUGUUACUGGGAUCUACGGAAAUAUAAUAGAGAUGAGAAAGAAGUAAAUAAUAACCUGCAGGAAAUGACAGAGAAAGGACAAACCUGUAAUAAGACCGUAGUGGAGAGAGUCUUCGCCAACAGCGACACUGGCAAACUCAUUUUCCGCACUAAGAAGGACAAGCCAUGUGCGACGGAAACACAGGACACGGUAUCCCCUCCAACAAACACGGACCACACUCCCUUUCGCAGAGAACUGCCGCCGUCGCUGCGCAGGCGCGUAACUCCAGAGCCGGAUCGACUGAAAGCUGUAGACAGGAACCAACAGCCUCUCGAUCUCUUCUCCGACUGCUUGUCUCCGCUGCCGAAGAAAGACGGUUUCCUGAAGGUCCCGCGCUUCCCCGACCACCUCGACUCUCGCGGCGACUACGAGACUUCAGCUUCUCCGCCCCACUGCAAAGCGAUGUUGAGUUUCCAGGCUGGCGAUCCGGUCUGCGAUGCACCUCGUCUUGUGGCGAAGGAGCUGGAGGAGAAUUCGACCUCCUUCUGAAAGUUAUGAUGGAGUCCUUUGCUGCGUUUCUCUCUGUUCACUCCAGUUACGUUCCUGCCCUGUGCGUGUUCUCUUGCGGAUCCUUAUUCCCCGCAGUCUCUGAGUCAGCAUGCUUUAGAGGCGGAAUUUGCGUAAACUGAGUGUUGGCUGUUUUAUACUUAUAACUUACUGGAAGUGGAUUUAUGUGUAAUUAAAACUAAUAGUAGGAUGUUCAGCUAUUGCCACAUUGAUCUCAAUGUAUUUCCUUACUUGAAAAUAAACUUGAAUGUUUUGUUAACAUAUUUGUAUAUAGUAUCUAAUUCUUGGGCAACUUAUUAUUAUUAUUAUUUUAGCUUAGAUGUGUUACGUAAUUUCUGAAUUGUUUUAUAAUUGU